CCCACUCACUCCUGUCCACCCUGUCCCUCUGUCCCUCCACUGUCUUUCAUUAUGGGACCUAAGUCAGGUUCUCGGCUGUUCCUGCUGCUCCUGGCCAGCCUCCCCCUGGUCCUGGGGGACCCCACGUACUCCAUGAUCACCCCCAACGUUCUGCGACUGGAAAAUGAGGAGACCAUUGUGUUGGAGGCCCAUGAGGCAAAGAGUGACAUCCCGGUCACUGUCAUUGUGCACGACUUCACCAAAAAGCAGGUGCUGACCAGUGAGAAGACCAUGCUGACCAGUGCCACUGGACACCUGGGCACCGUCAACAUUAAGAUCCCAGCCAGCAAGGAGUUUCGUUCAGAGAAACGCAGCAAGUUCGUGACACUGGUGGCCAACUUCGGGGAAGCGCAGGUGGAGAAAGCCGUGCUGGUGAGCCUGCAAAGUGGGUACCUCUUCAUCCAGACAGACAAGACCAUCUAUACCCCAGGCUCCACAGUCCUCUACCGGAUCUUCACCGUUGACCACAAGCUGCUGCCCGUGGGCCAGACAGUGAUCAUCACCAUUGAGACCCCGGAUGGUGUCUCCAUUAAGAGAGACAGGCAGUCUUCCCACAACCAGAAUGGCAUCGUGCCUUUGUCUUGGAAUAUUCCAGAACUGGUCAACAUGGGGCAGUGGAAGAUUCGCGCUUUCUACGAACACUCACCGCAGCAGGUGUUCACCACUGAGUUCGAGGUGAAGGAGUACGUGCUGCCCAGUUUUGAGGUCCUGGUGGAGCCCAGAGAGAAAUUCUAUUACAUCGAUGACCCCAAGGGCCUGGAAGUUUCCAUCACCGCCAGGUUCUUAUAUGGGAAGAACGUGGAAGGGACAGCCUUCGUCAUCUUCGGGGUGGAGGACGGGGAGCAGAAGAUCUCUCUGGCUCACUCACUCAGCCGUGUGGUGAUAGAGGACGGCUUCGGGGAGGCAGUGCUAAGCCGGCAGGUGCUGCUGGACGGAGUACAGCCGUCCAGCGCCGACGCCCUGGUGGGGAAGUCGCUAUACGUGUCGGUUACAGUCAUCCUGCACUCAGGCAGCGACAUGGUGGAGGCAGAGCACAGUGGGAUCCCAAUUGUCACCUCCCCAUACCAGAUCCACUUCACCAAGACGCCCAAGUUCUUCAAGCCAGCCAUGCCCUUUGACCUCAUGGUGUUAGUGACUAACCCUGAUGGCUCCCCAGCCCGCCAUGUGCCGGUAAUCACCCAGGGCUCCGAAGUCCAGGCUCUCACCCAAGAAGAUGGCGUGGCCAAGUUGAGCAUCAACACGCCCAACAACCGCAAGCCUCUGACCAUCACAGUACACACCAAGAAGGAGGGCAUCCCAGAUGCCCGGCAGGCCACCAAGACCAUGCAGGCACAGCCCUACAGCACCAUGCACAAUUCCAACAACUACCUGCACCUCUCUGUGUCUCGGGUGGAGCUCAAGCCAGGGGAUACUCUCAAUGUCAACUUCCACCUGCGUACGGACCCAGGCCAGGAGGCCAAAAUCCGCUACUACACCUACCUGGUCAUGAACAAGGGGAAACUGUUGAAGGUGGGGCGCCAGGUCCGGGAGCCUGGCCAAGACCUAGUGGUCCUGCCCCUGUCCAUCACCCCAGAUUUCAUUCCUUCUUUCCGCCUGGUGGCUUACUACACACUGGUUGGAGCCAGUGGUCAGAGAGAGGUGGUGGCCGACUCUGUGUGGGUGGAUGUCAAGGACUCAUGUGUGGGCACGCUGGUGGUGAAGGGCGACCAGAGGAACAACCGGCAGCUGGCACCUGGGCAGCAAAUGACCCUCAGGAUAGAGGGGGACCAUGGGGCCCGAGUGGGGCUGGUGGCUGUGGACAAGGGCGUGUUUGUGCUGAACAAAAAGAACAAGCUCACUCAGAGCAAGAUCUGGGAUGUGGUGGAGAAGGCAGACAUCGGCUGCACCCCAGGCAGUGGGCAGGACUACGCUGGCGUGUUCACUGACGCAGGCCUGGCCUUCAAGACAAGCCAAGGCCUGCAGACUGCCCAGAGAGGAGAUCUCGAGUGCGCCAAGCCAGCUGCCCGCCGCCGACGCUCAGUGCAGCUGAUGGAAAAGAGGAUGGAUAAAGCUGGUCAGUACAAGGACAAACUUCUCCGGAAGUGUUGUGAGCACGGGAUGAGAGAGAACCCCAUGAAGUUCAGCUGCCAGAGACGGACAGAAUUCAUCUUACAGGGCAAGGCCUGUGUGACGGCCUUCUUGGAUUGCUGCAUGUACAUCACCAAGCUUCGGGAGCAGCACAGGAGGGAUAGCAUGCUGGGCCUGGCCAGGAGUGACCUGGAUGAAGACAUAAUUCCAGAAGAAGAUAUCAUUUCCCGAAGCCAUUUUCCAGAGAGCUGGCUGUGGGCCAUUGAAGAAUUAAAAGAACCAGAGAAAAAUGGAAUCUCCACAAAGGUCAUGAACAUUUUCCUCAAAGACACCAUCACCACCUGGGAGAUUCUGGCUGUGAGUCUGUCAGACAAGAAAGGCAUCUGUGUGGCACACCCAUACGAGGUCACUGUCAUGCAAGAUUUCUUCAUCGACCUGCGGCUGCCCUACUCUGUGGUGCGUAAUGAGCAGGUGGAGAUCCGAGCCGUGCUCUUCAACUACCGCGAGAAGGACAGCCUCAAGGUGAGGGUGGAGCUGCUCUACAACCCAGCUUUCUGCAGUCUGGCCACCGCCAAGAAGCGCCACUACCAGACCUUGACCAUCCCGCCCAAGUCCUCAGUAGCUGUCCCCUACGUCCUCGUCCCCUUGAAGAUUGGUGUCCAGGAGGUGGAGGUCAAGGCUGCUGUCUACAACCACUUCAUCAGUGACGGUGUGAGGAAGACACUGAAGGUUGUGCCGGAGGGAAUGAGAGUCAACAAAACUGUGGCAAUCCGUACACUGGACCCAGAGCACCUGGGCCAAGGUGGAGUCCAGAAAGAGGAUGUCCCAGCUGCAGACCUCAGUGAUCAAGUGCCAGGCACGGAUUCUGAGACCAGAAUUCACCUGCAAGGGACCCCGGUGGCUCAGAUGGCAGAGGACGCGGUGGACGGGGAGCGACUGAAGCACCUGAUCGUGACGCCGUCAGGCUGUGGGGAGCAGAACAUGAUCAGCAUGACGCCCACAGUCAUUGCCGUUCACUACCUGGACCAGACCGAGCAGUGGGAGAAGUUUGGCCUGGAGAAGAGGCAGCAGGCACUGGAGCUCAUCAAGAAAGGGUACACCCAGCAGCUGGCCUUCAAACAGCCCAGCUUCGCCUAUGCAGCCUUCAAAAACCGAGCACCCAGCACUUGGCUGACAGCCUAUGUAGUCAAGGUCUUCUCUCUGGCCACCAACCUCAUCGCCAUCGACUCCCAGGUCCUGUGUGGGGCUGUUAAAUGGCUGAUCCUGGAGAAACAGAAGCCGGAUGGUGUCUUUCAGGAAGAUGGGCCAGUGAUUCACCAAGAAAUGAUUGGUGGCUUCCGGAACACCAAGGAAGCCGACGUGUCCCUCACAGCCUUCGUUCUCAUUGCGCUGCAGGAGGCCAGAGAGAUCUGCGAGGGACAGGUCAACAGCCUUCCUGGUAGCAUGACCAAAGCAGGAAAGUACCUUGAAGCUAAUUACAUGAACCUGCAGAGACCAUACACAGUGGCCAUUGCUGGGUGUGCCCUGGCCCAGAUGGGCAGACUGGAAGAGCCCUAUCUCAGCAAGUUUCUGAACACAGCCAAAGACCGGAACCGCUGGGAAGAAGCUGGCCAGCAGCUAUACAAUGUGGAGGCCACAUCCUAUGCCCUCUUGGCCCUGCUGCAGCUGAAGGACUUCGACUCUGUGCCUCCAGUGGUGCGCUGGCUCAAUGAGCAGAGAUACUACGGUGGUGGCUACGGCUCCACUCAGGCCACUUUCAUGGUGUUCCAAGCCUUGGCUCAAUACCAAACAGAUGUCCCUAGCCACAAAGACUUGAACAUGGAUGUGUCCCUCCACCUGCCUAGCCGCAACUCCCCAACAACGUUUCGCCUGCUCUGGGAAAUUGGCAGCCUCCUGCGGUCAGAAGAGACCAAGUAUAAUGAAGGCUUCUCACUGACGGCCAAAGGAAAGGGCCAAGGGACAAUGUCGGUGGUGACAGUGUAUCAGGCCAAGGUCAAGGGCAAAGUUGCCUGCAAGAAAUUUGACCUCAGGGUCAUCCUAAGACCUGCCCCUGAAACAGUCAAGAAGCCCCAGGAUGCCAAGAGAAGCAUGAUUCUAGACAUCUGCACCAGGUACCUGGGAGAUGUGGAUGCCACAAUGUCCAUCCUGGACAUCUCCAUGAUGACAGGGUUCAUUCCUGACACAAAUGACCUGGAACUGCUGAACACCGGUGUAGACAGAUACAUCUCCAAAUAUGAGAUGAACAAGGCCUUUGCCGACAACAAGAACACGCUCAUCAUCUACCUGGACAAGAUCUCACACUCCCAGGAAGAUUGCCUGUCCUUCAAAGUUCACCAGUUCUUUAAUGUGGGCCUCAUCCAGCCGGGGUCGGUCAAGGUCUAUUCCUAUUACAAUCUGGAGGAAUCAUGCACCCGUUUCUAUCACCCCGACAAAGAGGACGGCAUGCUGAGCAAACUCUGCCACAAAGAAAUGUGUCGCUGCGCCGAGGAGAACUGCUUCAUGCAUCAUUCCGAUGAAAAAGUCACCCCGAAUGGCCGGCUGGACAAGGCUUGUGAGCCCGGAGUGGACUACGUGUACAAGACCAGACUAGUGGAUGUUGAUCUGUCAGAUGACUUCGAUGAGUACGUGAUGAACAUCCAGCAAGUCAUCAAAUCAGGUUCCGAUGAGGUGCAGGUGGGGCAGGAGCGCAGGUUCAUCAGCCACAUCAAGUGCAGAGAUGCCCUGAAACUGCAGAAAGGGAAGCAAUACCUUAUGUGGGGCCUGUCCUCCGACCUCUGGGGAGAAAAACCCAACACCAGCUACAUCAUUGGAAAGGACACUUGGGUGGAACUCUGGCCCGAAGCAGAAGAGUGCCAGGAUGAGGAGAACCAGAAACAGUGCCAGGACCUGGGAGACUUCACAGAGUCCAUGGUGGUGUUUGGCUGCCCCAACUAACCACAUCCCUGCCCCUGCAAUAAAGCCACAGUUAUGUCUCA
This is a messenger RNA of Nannospalax galili (Upper Galilee mountains blind mole rat), 5081 nucleotides long. It is a transcript of the gene C3, whose product is annotated as complement C3. Gene Ontology annotation, cellular component: extracellular region. NCBI's taxonomy places the organism in Eukaryota, Metazoa, Chordata, Mammalia, Rodentia, Spalacidae. The record is from RefSeq and is a predicted model, not a curated record. Gene Ontology annotation, biological process: complement activation. Gene Ontology annotation, molecular function: endopeptidase inhibitor activity; protein binding. Bases 52 to 5040 code for a protein of 1662 amino acids. The transcript is spliced from 41 exons.